AUGUCGUCAGAGAAGGCUGCUCAGCAGACAGAAGACACGACGGCAGUGCCCGAGAAGACGCCGGCCAAGACAGACAACCCCUCGCCGCGGGAUCCCGCCUCGAGCACAGACACACUCGCAGAUCCCACACUGCAACGUCGUCCGAGCAUCCUUCAGCGCAAGAAGACAAAGCGUACGGAUGGCAAGCGCGAGCUCACCGAGGCAGAGGGCUACGAGGUCACGGGCUAUUGUUUCUCGACGCCCAAGAAGUGGAUCAUCCUUUCCGUCAUCUUUGCCGUUCAGAUCUCACUCAACUUCAAUGCCAGCAUCAUCGGUAACGCCAUCAUGCCGAUCAGCGAGAAGUACGGCAUCACCGAACAGAAAGCCCGCCUCACUCAGGGCCUUCUGCUCAUCUUCUACGGUCUAGGCUGCGAACUGUGGGCGGCUCCAUCGGAGGAAUAUGGUCGAUGGCCAAUCCUCCAACUGAGCAUGUUGCUCGUCAAUGUCUGGCAGAUCUUGGCUGCCAGACCACCCACAUUCGGUGCCCUCGUCGUGGCGAGAGUACUAGGUGGCAUCAGCUCAGCCGGCGGCAGUGUCACGCUAGCUGUCGUGGCGGAUCUCUACGAGACCGAAGACCACCAGUAUGCUCUUUUGUUCAUCGUCUUUUCAUCUGUCGGCGGCUCUGUGCUUGGUCCGAUCUUCGGUAGUAUCGUGCAGGCCAAGCUCUCGCUCCAGUGGAUCUUCUGGGUUCAACUCAUCGUCGGCGGAGUCACGCAAGCACUUCACUUCUUCCUCGUACCAGAGACGCGCAGCACUAUCUUGCUAGACCGAGAAGCCAAACGACGACGCAAGUCGGGCGAAGACGACAACAUCUGGGGUCCCAACGAACUUCGAGAGCAGCGUCUCACGUUCAAUGAGUUUGCCGUCACGUUCUCUCGCCCGUUCAUCAUGUUCGUCUGCGAGCCGAUUGUGCUCUGCUUGUCACUCCUUUCAGGCUUCAGUGACGCACUGAUCUUCUCAUUCUUGGAGUCUUACUCGCUCGUCUUUGGCGCUUACAACUUCAGCACUAUCGCAUUAGGCAUGGCAUUUACACCUAUUCUAAUCGGCUAUUUCCUCUGCUACUUCAUCUUUAUUCCCGAGAUCAUGCGCCAGAAAAAGGCAAUCAAGAAGAAUCCCGAUAUCCAGCCCGAGUCGAAGCUCUAUCUCUUGCUAUGGCUCGCGCCUCUCGAAGCGAUCGGCCUCCUCGGCUUUGCCUGGACAUCCACCGGCCCACCCAUUCCAUGGAUUGCGCCGCUCUUAUUCUCUGCUCUCAUCGGUAUCGCCAAUUUUGCAAUCUAUUUCGCAACGAUAGACUACCUCUUCGUCGCAUACAGAGAGUACGCAGCCAGUGCCACAGGUGGCAACGGCCUGGCGAGAGAUGGCCUCGCAGGUAUCGCUACGUUCUACUCUGUUCCACUCUAUUCCAAUCUUGGUCAAUCAAAUCCACUGGCAUGGGCUUCGACGCUUCUGGGCAUCCUCGCAGCACUCGUCACAAUUCCAAUCUUUGUGUUCUACUGGAAAGGCGACAUCCUCCGCGAGCGAUCCAAGUUUGCGCAGAGUCUUGCUUCCGACCGUAAGCUGGCGGGCUCGGGUCUACCCGCCAACGAGAAGCAGAAAGACAAAGCAGAGAUCAAAGAGAAAGAUCAGGCUUGAUUCGUCGCACCACUUCAGAGUUCACAUCUUUAUGUACAUCCGUAAUCAUGCAUUGUUGACUUUCGAAUCUGUCUAUAUCUCGUCCGAGCCCUCUGCGAGUUCAACUCGCUUGGUGACAUCUGUGCACGCAUACUCGCCGUGUUGGAGGUAUUUGACCCCACACUCCGGUCCUCCUCGCGCUAGCGGACCUAUAGGAAAGAUGAGCGUCAGGCAGGCUUUGUAAGCAAAUCACUCACUCGGCGGACAAACGACAAACAUGUCUAGGCGUGUGUACUGGGCCGUUGCCUCGAAAUAAGGUCGGUAUGCACCCAAUAUGAGCUUGGAUGCCAAGAUGGGAUGACAGCAGUACAAGGCGUCGCGACUUGGCCACGUUUGGUCUUUCAUCG
This is a messenger RNA of Mixia osmundae IAM 14324, 2057 nucleotides long. RefSeq lists its product as uncharacterized. Bases 1 to 1671 code for a protein of 556 amino acids. Lineage: Eukaryota; Fungi; Basidiomycota; Mixiomycetes; Mixiales; Mixiaceae. Gene Ontology annotation, biological process: transmembrane transport. Gene Ontology annotation, molecular function: transmembrane transporter activity. The record is from RefSeq and is a predicted model, not a curated record. The transcript has 11 exons.